This is a messenger RNA of Phytophthora nicotianae INRA-310, 1723 nucleotides long. RefSeq lists its product as hypothetical. The transcript has a single exon. Gene Ontology annotation, molecular function: protein binding. Gene Ontology annotation, cellular component: cytoplasm; nucleus. The record is from RefSeq and is a predicted model, not a curated record. NCBI's taxonomy places the organism in Eukaryota, Oomycota, Peronosporomycetes, Peronosporales, Peronosporaceae. The coding region runs from base 56 to 1477 and encodes 473 amino acids.
CGAAUUGGCAGCGUAUCACCAACUACGGUGGAGUGUACGAACUAGAUAGACGAGAAUGACCCGAGCCGAGUGUGUUGCCGUGUGGAAGGCUGCCCGAGACGGCGACGACGCCAAGCUGCAGAAAAUGCUUGUGAACACGCAGGAUGCCUUGGCGCCCAACCUCAUCAAUUGGAAACAUCACAAUAAAGGCACCACGCCCCUCAUGGUGGCAGCCGAGAACAGACGCGGAGAAGGAGUCGUACGGCAGCUUAUUGCAGCCGGAGCCGAUGCCAAUGCUGAAGAUGGCACCAAACUCAAGAACACAGCUCUGCACUACGCAGCAAUGACCAACCGCGACUCACUGACUGUCGACGCACUGCUGGAAGCAGGUGCAGACGCUUUUGCACUUAACCGCAAGGGGUUAUCACCGCUUGACCUGGCACGGCAAUAUCGUCGGGGGGCCGUUGUUGCGACUCUCAUGGAGCACAUGAAAGUGCAUAGUGGCUGGUUGUUCCUACGUGGCAAGUUCCGCUGGAAGAAACGCUGGGGUGUAGUGUUGGCCUGCAAUAAACAACGCACAUCCAAAGAGUUAUGCGUUUUCCACAGUCCUGAAGACGUUCGUCCCGAUGCCGUGCUGCUCGUUGAUGAGUCUGCUCGAGCGUCACCUUUCACUUCCAGCGAUAGUUUUUGCUGGUUGAAACGCGAAUACGCCUUCAUCUUUGAUAAACCGGUCAUGUGCCAGCGCGUGAAGCGACAGAAGCUCACGCGCUCGCCUAUUUGCCGGAAGACCAUGAGUCAAGAGGACGUUCAGACCCGGGACCUCGUAUUCGCAGCCGACAAUCUCCACAACCUCGAGCGUUGGCAACAAGUUUUGCAGAGCAACAACUUCUAUGACCGCGAGACUGGGACCCCUCUUUAUGACAUGCCACCGUUUGAUGCACCUCACGGUGAGCUCUACUACUGGCCGCAUGAGCUCGUCGAGAAUGUGCGAUCGUCAACAUUGCGGCAGCAAGAACGACGUGGAGAGGACAAUGAGCCGUUUGCUGAACGACUGCGUCGUACGCUUGAGUUGCCACAAGCUAUGCCACAGGACGAAGAGCCUCUUGAAGAUAUGCUACAAGGUCUGCAGGAACCAAGGAAUCCAGACGGCAAUAACCAACCUCGAGUGCGAUUCGCGUCGUCAGAGCCGCAGAAAACAGUAGAGGUGGUUCAACCAGCACAGCAGCCUCCUCCGAAUGAAGGAGAAGGAAGCAAUGAGCAAGAAAGCAGUAUGGAGACAAACGAAGAGCAACAAAUUUCACCUUCAAUGCAAACGCAGCAAAACGAGGAGGAACCAGAUUUGUGCGGGAUGUGUUGCUCGCAGCGACGCAAUGCAGUUUGCGCUCCUUGUGGACAUCGAGCAGGUUGUCACGCUUGUUUGAGGACUGUGAUGCAUACCUCACAUGCCUGCCCAUUUUGCCGAGCUCGAGUGCGCUCCAUCAUGAGAGUCUACGACUAAACUCACUGGAUCGACAGCUUCGACGAGAAGAAGAGUGCAGUCAUCCACAGUACAAAUUCGACUUGAGUGGAUUCUCAAGUCGAAUGCUCUACACGGUAUUUCAGCCGAAAAAUUGCAGCAAUUUAGAACUAGAGGCGAUGCUUUGGUCUGGGAGGACAGGGACUUUAGGACAUCUUAGGGUCUUAAAGUUUCCUAGCAUAUCCUAAAUAUUGAUUUGAUGUUACUAAGGUCCAGGAGAGCGCGCGU